AUGGCUAAACGAAGGCCCUCGGUUUCUUUGUCCCAGAUGCAGGACCUGCUCGGGAAUAUUGUCGGCCUCGCUAAAGACGUCGGUGAUGAUACCCCACGCCUCUACUCGGACAUCACGGCCGUUCCAAUGAAUAAUUAUGAAAGGGCCAAAUAUGAGCUCGAAGAGAACCUCCGGAUUCACUGCGAGACGCACUCGGAAUCUAUCAAGAAAGGGCUUCUUCCAGAGCCUGGUGCUGCCUAUCGAAGCACUCUAGGCUCGCUAUCUCGGCUUCCCAGGGAACUCCGCGACAGGAUUUACAUGUACGCUAUACCAACGGCAAGCCUGUACCCAACAGCUUUCGAACUCAAUGGCCUCGAGCUUGCCAGAGGGCUAGGAGACCCCAGCGGGUUCUGGUACCCUUUUAGAAGCGAUCUAGGCCUCCUCGCAGUCAACAAGCAGAUACGCGAGGAAGCAUUAGGGCUAGCCUAUUGCAGAUCUUGCAUUCGACUUGAGCAUAUGGACGACUUUAUAGUGUGUGCCCUUGCAAUUGGCAAGAUUGGCCGAGACAAUUUUGAGUCUUUGCGCUUUGCUUGGGAGAGUAGGGGUGAUAUUACGUCUGCUGCGCAUGGCGCUGUGAAGUAUAGUGGUGAUUCGACGACUCUGCCAGCCCCGACUCUCCAUAGUGCGCGCUGCUGUCACCUUAUUGAGCACUUUGAACGACGAGGGGCCUUAUUUGUUACUUGGGGACAACGAGGCUGUAACCCUAUCGACCGAUGA
Messenger RNA from Aspergillus mulundensis, 756 nucleotides. RefSeq lists its product as uncharacterized. The record is from RefSeq and is a predicted model, not a curated record. The coding region runs from base 1 to 756 and encodes 251 amino acids. Lineage: Eukaryota; Fungi; Ascomycota; Eurotiomycetes; Eurotiales; Aspergillaceae. The transcript is spliced from 2 exons.